This is a messenger RNA of Musa acuminata AAA Group (dessert banana), 1173 nucleotides long. Its product is annotated as truncated transcription factor CAULIFLOWER A. Gene Ontology annotation, cellular component: nucleus. Gene Ontology annotation, molecular function: protein dimerization activity; DNA-binding transcription factor activity, RNA polymerase II-specific; RNA polymerase II cis-regulatory region sequence-specific DNA binding. The record is from RefSeq and is a predicted model, not a curated record. Gene Ontology annotation, biological process: positive regulation of transcription by RNA polymerase II. NCBI's taxonomy places the organism in Eukaryota, Viridiplantae, Streptophyta, Magnoliopsida, Zingiberales, Musaceae. The coding region runs from base 102 to 818 and encodes 238 amino acids. The transcript is spliced from 8 exons.
CGUCGAGCGCUUCUCCUUAUUCUUCUCUCUCUCUUACUUCUUCUAUAGGUGGAUCGGCGUUUAGCGACUGGGUUUCGAGAUCGGAGGAGGGAUCGAUCGAGAUGGGGCGGGGGAGAGUGCAGCUGAAGCGGAUCGAGAACAAGAUCAAUCGCCAGGUUACCUUCUCCAAGCGCCGAUCGGGGCUGCUCAAGAAGGCCCACGAGAUCUCCGUCCUCUGCGACGCCGAGGUCGCCCUCAUCAUCUUCUCCGCCAAGGGCAAGCUGUAUGAGUACGCAACCGAUUCCUGCAUGGAAAAGAUUCUCGAGCGCUACGAACGUUACUGUUAUGCAGAAAAGGCACUAACCUCCUCCGAACCCGAGUUUCAGGGCAACUGGUACCAAGAAUAUGCCAAACUUAAGGCUAAGAUUGAGGCUUUACAUAAAAGCCAAAGGCAUCUCAUGGGCGAGCAGCUUGACUCGUUGUCUCUCAAAGAACUCCAACAACUAGAGCAUCAGCUGGAUACUUCUUUGAAGCAAAUUAGGUCGAGAAAGCACAAAGUUAUGCUCGACUCCAUUACCGAGCUCCAAAGGAAGGUGAAGCAACUACAGGAGCAAAACAAAGGGUUGGAGAAAGAGCUAAUGGAGAAGCAGAAGUUGAAGGUUGUGGCUCAGCAAGCACAGUGGGAACAGCAAAACCCUCCCUCCUCCUUCCUCGUAGCUGAAUCGCACCCCACUCUAUGCAUUGGGACUUCUUACCACGGCGAAGGAGAUGCACAAGCCCAUGUCCGGAACAGCAGCAGCCUGUUGCCACCAUGGAUGCAUCGCCACCUGAAUGGCUAGUUGCGGUCAGUUGCAUCAGAAGAGGAACGCCUUCCAUGCCCCACCUGGAGCUGUAAAUUAUACACAUAAUAUCAAGAUGGUGCAAUGCUAGUAACGCCACCCCUGCAUCUGCUGCGCGAAGAAGUUCAUUUUGGGUCGUCUGACCCUAUCGGCCAUCCAGAACACCUAAGCCAGCAUGGUUAUAUCGACCGCAUGAAGUGUGAAUGUUAUGCAUAUGACUCCUAUGUUCAUAUAUUGGCAGCAGCAUUCCAGUGAUACAAAAGUUGUAAUUCCUAUUUUGAUGCGAGACCGUAGAAUGUAAUUUGUUGUAUCACAAAGUGACACAAACCGUAAUGCAGCAGUAGUGACCUCACAA